CACUUAACAGGAUUUCCAAGAAUGUCCCAGCCUCACUCUGCUCUUUGAUGAUGGGAGCCUCUUGCACUUCAUCACUGCUACCCCUCACUGCAGGACGGCGACUGCAGCCUCUUUGCUGCAGGAUUGAUGCUUUUUGGUGAGGGGGACGCGACAGGAGAGGACAGCAGCGACUUGGUGCACAGGGACAAGACGAGAGAAGCUUUUUGAUUCCCGAUAAAGGGAUUUACUAGUUGGCAUCGUUACCUCUUCUGAGGAAAACGUCACUGUAAUGUCUAGGCGAAAGGUGAGAGGCCUGACCCGUACGGGCCGACAGAUCAGCGAGGACCCAGACCUGGACAACUUGCUGUCCACCCUGUCUCCUGAGGAGGUAGAGGAGCUGGAUAAAGACCUGAUGAAUGUUCCAGACAUCGGCCUGGAAGAUGGGAAGACGACCAUCCAAACACAGCAGCCUCCGAGCAGAAGUGUCCAAGACUCAGACACACGAAGUGACGCCAAGCGGAGGCUGAGCCAGAGGGAGCAGUCAUCUGAGGGGGAACCAAAGAAAGAAAGCCGGAAGCAGGAAUACCUGAGGAAGAUGGGCCUCAGCCAGGAGGGGAAUGACGACAUGAAAGUGGGAGCACGAAGACCACCGAGCCUCACGGCGGACAGAGACAUCAGGGUGAAGGACAGAAAUGGCAAAGGUUCUGAAAGUGUCAGAGAAGAGCAAAGUUGGCGUUCGAGUCGUCUCAGAAAGCAGGAAGACAGAGAGAGUUCCUCAAAGGAGGAGAUUAAGGAGAAGGACAGACACGAGGACUACAGGUUAAGAGAAAGGAGAGACAACAGAGAGAGCACAGGCAGUAAAAUGAAGGACAUGAUCUCCAAGUUACAGGACAAACAGGAUGAGGGCAAAGAAAAGGAGCGAAAGGAAGACAGCAGGAAGCGAGAUGAAAGCAAAACCAAAGACAUCAUCUCAAAGCUACGAGAAAAAAGUGAGAAGGACAUUGGGAAGGAGAGAGAGAGGAAAACCGAGAACAUCAGGACGCAAGGGCUCGUCUCCAAAAUGGUUGAGAAGCAAAGCAAGGUGUCUGAGAGCCAAACACAAGAAGUUAAAAAGGAAGAAAACAAGCCUGGAGUGGAUGGGGAAAAGGCCAAAGACGAGAACAAAUCUGGUGUCCAGCUGCAGAGGCAGCUGUCUGAGGAGGCUGAGGUAAAACGAGAUAAGCUGGAAAACGGAAAUAGAAGAGAAGAGCUGCUUAACCACAGUGACCAUGUGACAGACACAAAGAUAAACACAGACAGGAAAGAAAAAGACGACAGUAAAGGGAAAACGGAAACAGGAAAACUUGACAACUGUGUGUCCAAAAACAGCCCAAACAGUAAGGUGAAGCGGGACGAGGAGGACGAUGAAGACUCCAGCAUGUUCGAUGAGCUGCUGCAGCAGGUCCGAAGCAACGACCCUGCCCUCACUGAGCUCAAUGUCAACAACUCAGAGGUCAUCAAGACUAAGACACUCAUGGAGUUUGCAGAAGCUCUUCACAACAACAGCCACAUUAAGACCUUUGCUCUGGCCAACUGUCGCGCAGACGACCAUGUGGCUUAUGCCAUCGCCGGCAUGCUGCGCAGCAACAACACCCUCACCAGCGUUAACCUGGACUCCAACCUUCUCACCGGCAAAGGCAUCCUGUCUCUCAUCCAGGCGCUGCAGUACAACUCCACCCUCACUGAGCUCCGCUUUCAAAAUCAGCGCCACAUCUGUGGAGGGAAGACUGAGAUGGAAAUGGUCAAGAUCCUGAAGGAAAACACCACCCUGCUGAAACUGGGCUAUCACUUCGAGCUGGCGGGGCCGAGGAUGACCACGACUAACAUACUGAGUCGCAACAUGGACAGACAACGGCAAAAGCGCCUGCAGGAGCAGAAGAUGGCCCAGGCUAACGGGGAGAAGAAGGGGGCCCUAGAGGUGCCCAAAACUUGGGGUGGAGGAUCUCAGAGGAGUUCUCCGAUAUCCUCCCCAAAACCGUCUCCCAUCCCUUCGCCGAUGCCUUCACCAAAGCUGACGCCUAGGAGGGGAACCGGGGCCCUGCCUCCGCCACCACCUCCACCACCACCUCCUGGCAGUGGGCCUCCGCCUCCUCCACCUCCCAUGCUGGAUGGAGACCGCUCAGGUCGCAGCAAGAACUCAAGGGACCAACUGCUGGCCUCAAUCAGAGGAAGCAACGUGAAACAACUGAAGAAGGUGCCAGUACCAAAGUGGCUGCAGUGAGAUUGUCUGAUGGAACGUAUAAAGACGGGGGGAGGGGGCGUACAUCUCACCACAGGUUUUCUCGGAGAUGAACUCUACGUUCCUGCAGCCGGUUGGCCGAAAUAUGAAAUCCCAGCCCUCACUAUGAGUUCUCCUCUCAAACACUGGACCAAAGGGACAUGAGAAUGAGUGAUGCAGGGGCUCUUCACAAGCAGACUGCAGAGACCGCCAAAGACUCUCGGUCUUCUGUUCAUAUCGAUGCUUCUUCUUCUUUUUGCACUAGAUUAUGUAAAGAUGAUCAGAUAACGUGUUGUAUGUGCCUCUGAAUGUGAGUGUGGUGGGAGCAUGCGAUCAGCUUCAGACAACUCUAUAAAAUGAUAAAACUACAUGUGGUGAAUGUUCACCUGACCAUUUAUUUAUUAGUGGGAGGAUCCGCGUUUAACUGGUCAGCUGUAAUUAUGUUUAAAGUGGGUGGAGACAUCAGGGAAUUAAACAUGGAUCCCUGGUUAAGCCCCCGGGGGGGGGGGGGGGGGGGGGGGGGGGGUCUCAUGGUGGCCGUUGAUUGUGCAUCACAUUUUCAAAUCUCAAGACAUCUCAGACGGUUUUGGAAGGAAGCCCAGGGAAAUAAAUGAAGCACGAGGAAGGACUUUUAAUGUUGAGAAAAUUACGUAAAACCACUGUCCGUCCGUGUCUGGUGUUUUAUUUUUGUGCAGAAUCGUUUUAGCCCGGUUGCCUUGCUUUAUUGCUUUGCGAUGCAGCCAUGUAUCUCCGCUUUACCAGGUAGUCGUGGAACUCUUUCAAGAAUUUUCUCUUUAUUUUCUGUGCAAUGAAACAGCAUGUCUACUUAAAAGAGCUUCAAAGAAACGAAGAAUCAAACAUGUUUAUACGCCCGUGUCUGAUGGAGCCUGUAUGCCUUUAAUAAAAGAUGUUGGUAUGUUUGUGAGUGAACAUUGGACUUGUUCAUCAUGUGUAUAUAUAUAUAUAUAUGUAUAUAUAUUUAUUUAUUUGUUUGAUAAAGAAUGAUAGCUUAGCGGCUGGUUUAUGUUCUGAUCCACUGUGUACAUUCCUCCUCAGAUCUAGGUGUUGCUUGGAAAGCCAAACAACCACAGUGCUAUAUUAGACUCACGCCCAUACAUAACAACUGAUCUGCAACACAAAUUACCAUUUGAAGUAUUUUUUGUACUUUAUGUGAAUCUGGAGUUUUCUUUUUUCAAAUAAUCAUGCAGAUUUGGGAUUUAUUAAAGUCAUGAACCCAAUUUCAGUACUGUAAUUGAACAUUUUGGAGAGACGACACAUCCAACACACACUUUUAGAAAUUAAAUGUUGAAUUUACUUAACCCUUUGAUGCAUAAUGGUCACUACAGUGGACAGGUACUCAAAAUUGUUAUUUAUUUAUUUUUGCUAUUAAGCACAGAUGUUGAAGACUUUAUUGCAUUUGAGCCCCUCCAUUUGGACUUCAGUAAGUCAAGCCAACAUAUUUCAUGUUCAGAAUGCACGCUGUCCACUGAGGUGGACAUGUAAUAAACCAUGUGUAAAUUAUUAAAUGUUACAAAAAAUA
Messenger RNA from Nothobranchius furzeri (turquoise killifish), 3776 nucleotides. It is a transcript of the gene lmod1b, whose product is annotated as leiomodin 1b (smooth muscle). Lineage: Eukaryota; Metazoa; Chordata; Actinopteri; Cyprinodontiformes; Nothobranchiidae. The record is from RefSeq and is a predicted model, not a curated record. Gene Ontology annotation, molecular function: tropomyosin binding; actin binding. Gene Ontology annotation, biological process: muscle contraction; actin filament organization; myofibril assembly. Gene Ontology annotation, cellular component: striated muscle thin filament; myofibril; cytoskeleton.